Marmota flaviventris (yellow-bellied marmot) is the source of this 4581-nucleotide messenger RNA. RefSeq names its product protein phosphatase 1 regulatory subunit 10 (gene Ppp1r10). The record is from RefSeq and is a predicted model, not a curated record. Lineage: Eukaryota; Metazoa; Chordata; Mammalia; Rodentia; Sciuridae. Gene Ontology annotation, cellular component: nucleus; chromatin; PTW/PP1 phosphatase complex. Gene Ontology annotation, molecular function: metal ion binding; protein phosphatase 1 binding.
CGGGCAGCCGCCAUUCUGGGGUUCGUUUAGAGGUUUGAAUUUUCUCGGAGAAAGACAGGCCUGCCACGAGGAAAACAGAAACAAGCCGCAGCUACAUCUAAGUCCUUGAAAGGAUCCUGAGAGGGGGGAAAGGGAAAACAGCAGCCACCAGCCCAACCACUUGUGUCUUCUGCCCCUACCCACCUAUCGUGCCCACCCCACCAGCCCACGCUGCUUGGGACUUGAAAUCUGUGGCCGAAGGACCGUCACCACAUAACUUGAAAAAUAAUCAACCACCUUCCCUUCCCAAACCCACCCAAUUUCACUCAUCCAGCGUUUCCUUUUUUGAUUUCCACUCAGAAUUUUUUUCUACGACCCCCCUCCCUAAAUGGAGUUGGGUGGGGGGGGAGUGAAUACUGAGUUGGCCUUUAUUUUUUAAGAGACUUUUUGAUCCAAUGAGGCCCCCCAAAUAAUUUGAGUUUUGGGUCCUGGUUGGUUGUUUUAUUUUUUUUCUCCAAAAUUUUACCCCCUCCCCCCUGAGCCCGAGGUGCUGACGUCGCAAAAAAAUUGGAUAAAACCAUAAUCAUGGGUUCAGGUCCCAUAGACCCCAAAGAGCUUCUUAAGGGCCUGGAUAGCUUCCUGAAUCGAGAUGGGGAAGUCAAGAGUGUGGAUGGGAUUUCCAAAAUCUUCAGCCUGAUGAAAGAAGCACGGAAGAUGGUGAGUCGAUGCACUUAUUUGAACAUUCUCCUGCAGACCCGUUCAUCAGAAAUACUGGUCAAGUUUAUUGAUGUUGGUGGCUACAAGCUUCUUAACAAUUGGCUGACAUAUUCAAAGACAACCAACAACAUUCCCCUCCUCCAGCAAAUUCUGCUGACCCUGCAGCACCUACCACUCACUGUGGACCACCUGAAGCAGAAUAACACCGCCAAACUGGUGAAGCAGUUAAGCAAGUCAAGUGAGGAUGAAGAGCUCCAAAAAUUGGCCUCAGUCCUUGUCAGCGACUGGAUGGCUGUCAUCCGCUCCCAGAGCAGUACCCAACCAGCUGAGAAAGAUAAGAAAAAACGUAAAGAAGAGAGCAAGAGUCGAGCCACUCCUCCUGAACGACCUUUGACUGAGGUGAAGGCUGAGACACGGGCUGAAGAGGCCCCAGAGAAGAAGAAGGAGAAACCCAAAUCUCUGCGAACCACAGCACCAAGUCAUGCCAAGUUCCGUUCCACUGGACUAGAGCUGGAGACACCAUCUUUGGUACCUGUGAAGAAGAACGCCAGCACCGUGGUAGUUUCCGACAAGUACAACCUCAAACCCAUACCCCUCAAGCGCCAGAGCGCCACGACUGCUCCAGGAGAUGCUGCCCCUCCUGCAGAGAAGAAGUAUAAGCCCCUCAACACAACACCCAAUGCCACCAAAGAGAUCAAAGUGAAGAUCAUUCCUCCACAGCCUAUGGAGGGCCUGGGAUUUCUGGAUGCUCUCAAUUCUGCGCCUGUUCCAGGCAUCAAAAUUAAAAAGAAGAAGAAGGUGCUGUCACCUACUGCUGCCAAGCCCAGCCCCUUUGAAGGGAAAACAAGCACAGAACCAAGUGCAGCCAAACCUUCUUCCCCAGAACCAGCGCCCCCUGCUGAGACAAUGGACAUAGACCGCCCAGGCACCCCAGUGCCACCUGUUGAAGUCCCCGAGCUUAUGGAUACAGCCUCUUUGGAGCCAGGAGCUCUGGAUGCAAAGCCAGUAGAAAGCCCUGGAGAUCCUAGCCAGCUGACCCGGAAGGGAAGGAAAAGGAAAACUGUGACAUGGCCUGAGGAGGGCAAACUGAGAGAAUAUUUCUAUUUUGAACUGGAUGAAACUGAACGAGUAAAUGUAAACAAAAUCAAGGACUUUGGUGAGGCAGCUAAAAGAGAGAUACUGUCAGACCGACAUGCAUUUGAGACGGCCCGCCGUCUAAGCCAUGACAACAUGGAAGAGAAGGUGCCCUGGGUGUGCCCUAGGCCCCUGGUUCUGCCCUCACCUCUUGUCACCCCUGGAAGCAACAGCCAAGAGCGAUACAUCCAGGCUGAGCGGGAGAAAGGGAUCCUUCAGGAGCUCUUCCUGAACAAGGAGAGUCCUCAUGAGCCUGAUCCUGAGCCCUAUGAGCCCAUACCUCCUAAACUCAUCCCACUAGAUGAGGAAUGUUCCAUGGAUGAGACCCCAUAUGUUGAAACCCUGGAGCCCGGGGGGUCAGGUGGCUCACCUGAUGGGGCCGGAGGCUCCAAGCUACCUCCUGUUCUAGCCAAUCUUAUGGGAAGCAUGGGUGCUGGGAAGAGUCCCCAGGGGCCUGGAGGAGGAGGCAUCAAUGUCCAGGAGAUCCUUACCUCCAUCAUGGGCAGCCCAAACAGUCAUCCUUCAGAGGAAUUACUGAAACAGCCAGACUAUUCAGACAAGAUCAAGCAGAUGUUGGUGCCACACGGACUUCUAGGUCCUGGUCCAAUAGCCAAUGGUUUCCCACCAGGAGGCCCUGGGGGUCCCAAAGGCAUGCAGCACUUCCCCCCUGGGCCUGGGGGACCUAUGCCAGGUCCCCAUGGAGGCCCUGGUGGACCAGUGGGUCCACGUCUUCUGGGUCCCCCACCCCCUCCCAGGGGUGGUGAUCCCUUCUGGGAUGGUCCAGGUGACCCCAUGCGGGGUGGCCCAAUGCGAGGGGGUCCAGGACCAGGUCCUGGACCAUAUCAUAGAGGCCGAGGUGGCCGAGGAGGAAAUGAGCCACCACCACCACCACUUCCGUUCCGAGGGGCCAGAGGAGGUCGCUCUGGAGGAGGACCUCCAAAUGGACGAGGGGGCCCGGGUGGGGGUAUGGUUGGAGGUGGUGGGCAUCGUCCUCAUGAAGGCCCUGGUGGGAGCAUGGGCAGCAGCAGUGGACAUCGUCCCCAUGAAGGCCCUGGCAGUGGCAUGGGUGGUGGCAGUGGACAUCGUCCUCAUGAAGGCCCUGGUGGAGGAAUGGGCAGUAGUCAUCGUCCCCAUGAAGGCCCUGGUGGAGGAAUGGGCAGUGGACAUCGUCCUCAUGAAGGCCCUGGCGGUGGCAUGGGUGGUGGCAGUGGACAUCGCCCCCAUGAAGGCCCUGGAGGAGGAAUGGGUGCCAGUGGUGGACAUCGCCCGCAUGAAGGCCCUGGUGGGAGCAUGGGUGGAAGUGGUGGACAUCGUCCCCAUGAAGGCCCUGGACACGGGGGACCCCAUGGCCACCGGCCACAUGAUGUUCCUGGUCACCGAGGCCAUGACCAUCGAGGGCCACCUCCUCAUGAGCACCGUGGCCAUGAUGGCCCUGGCCAUGGGGGAGGAGGCCACCGAGGGCACGAUGGAGGCCACAGUCAUGGAGGAGAUAUGUCAAACCGACCUGUCUGUCGACAUUUCAUGAUGAAGGGCAACUGCCGCUAUGAGAACAACUGUGCCUUCUAUCACCCGGGUGUCAAUGGGCCCCCCCUGCCCUAGGGACCACCUGCCUACCCUACCCACAUGCCCCCCUGUGGACUGCAGCCUUGCUCCUUCCACCCUGUUAUGGCUUCUGUGAGGCCCAAUUUCCCCCUUCCCCAGCUGAUGAGGAGCCGGCCCCCUCAGUUCCCACCUGCUUGGGUUCUUGGGGGUUUUCUGAUCACUGGUGCGCAUUGAUGUACAUAUUUUCCUCCAGUCUGGGAGGAGAGAGACUGGACACAUUCUGUAACCUGGACUGCUGAAGAGGAGACCCAGUUGGCUUCAUUUUAUGAGGAGAUUUGCCCUGUGUCCCAAACCCCUUUCCAGUAUUACCCCUAAUGCCUGAGAACCUAAAGCUGGUUAUCCUGGAGAACACCUCUACUCUCCUAUUGUGGGUCCUCCACAUGCACACAGAACUCAGACAUGGGAUCCACUGCACUUAGGAAAUCAUCCCAGCCAAGUUCAUUAUUCCUCAUGGGGUGGGGUGAUGGUAGGGGUAUUAUGUAUCCCACUGCACUGAGAGGGCUCAAUCAAGCUGGAUUUGAGUUCUGGAAUAUACCAUCCCCGCUCCUGUUCCAACUUGGGCUUUAGAGUUCUGUCUCAAGACACAACUUUUUGUUUCUACACCCAAGUUUACAUCAUGUGUCUGCUAGGUUCGAUGAUGGCAACUUCAUAUCUGCAUCCAUCCAGUGAAAGUUUUAUCUGGCAGAGGUGUGGCUGGUGAUGUCGGUCUGCCUCUGCCAACCUGCUGUUCUGGAGACUUCAUAAAACACUUCAGUGAGACCAGCUUUUCAUCAACUUAAGCCCACUAUGCUGGGCCUGACAGUCACACUACAUGCACUGCCUUUGGGAGUUUGCUUGCUCCUUACCCCACUUGGAACCUUGUCAGUGUGAGGCUUCCAAAAAUCUUGCCCUGUCAGCCACCUCUGAAUGAAUCCCCACCAGGUGAUUUCCUGGGUGGAUUCAGUAAGAUGAUUUUUGCCCCUUCCCAGUUCUUUCCUUCACCUGUCUUGGCAUCAGUUGUUUUCUAUGAAAACAGUGGAUUGGUUGGGUUUUGUGCAGGGUCUUGGGUUAGAGCCACAAUGGAUUUGAGGAUGAGUAUUUCUUUUUCUUUUGGUUUUGUAUAUUUUGUACAUUAAUAAUAAACAGUGGAAAUAGAAGCAGCUUAUUUAA